This is a messenger RNA of Diuraphis noxia (Russian wheat aphid), 749 nucleotides long. RefSeq lists its product as uncharacterized. The record is from RefSeq and is a predicted model, not a curated record. NCBI's taxonomy places the organism in Eukaryota, Metazoa, Arthropoda, Insecta, Hemiptera, Aphididae. Gene Ontology annotation, cellular component: extracellular matrix.
ACUGAAUCCAACAGUGUUCUAGAACAGUCACAACUAGUUCUCAACGUUGUUUUUUUUAUUUUUCAUCAGUGUUUUAUUACUUAUCACCGUUCAAUUCAAAAAUGGCGUUCAUACAGUGCACACUCGCCGCUCUCCUGUUGCAUGUGGCUUGCGGAAACUACCUGGCUCACCGUGCUGCCGCUUACCACGGCGGUGCAGGAAUCGGUUACCACCACGGUGUCGCACCUGCUGCUUACCACCAUCACGGUUAUGAAGAGGCCCCGUCUUAUGACUACGCCGCGUACCCGGCUUACUCGUCAGCCAGUACCUACCAGGCCGACUACCCCAGCUACUCCUCGAAACCCGUCGACUACUACUCGCCACCCAAGUACUCCUUCAACUACGGCGUGAAGGACUACCAUACCGGUGACGUCAAGGACCAAUGGGAAGAGCGAGACGGUGACGUUGUCAAGGGUGAAUACAGCCUGGUCGAACCAGACGGUACCACACGCAAAGUCACGUACACCGCCGACGACCACAACGGUUUCAACGCGGUCGUACACAAGUCCGGCACUGCCCAUCACCCAACCCAUGUCGCCCACGCACCAGUCUACCACCACGCUUACCGCCGUUGAGAUCAAUUAAAACAAUAAACUGUUCGGUCACCAUCGUUACCAUACGUUAUAUCAUUAGGUAUUAAUGUUUUUUUUUCUUUUUCUAGGCAUACGUUUAUAUUAUAAGCGUAUAACGUUAAUAUAUAAUAUAUUAUA